Messenger RNA from Phoenix dactylifera (date palm), 1154 nucleotides. RefSeq names its product PHD finger protein ALFIN-LIKE 1-like. Gene Ontology annotation, biological process: regulation of DNA-templated transcription. Lineage: Eukaryota; Viridiplantae; Streptophyta; Magnoliopsida; Arecales; Arecaceae. Gene Ontology annotation, cellular component: nucleus. Gene Ontology annotation, molecular function: histone binding; transcription cis-regulatory region binding; transcription coregulator activity. The record is from RefSeq and is a predicted model, not a curated record.
AUAAUCUCUUGGCGACUGAAGUCGGCACUGCGCUGUCAAGAAAUACCUCUUCUCGUCUUUAAAAGCCUCGGGAUCGGCCUCCCAACGGUUGGAUCCGGGUCGAGAUCGCCUCCCAUGGACGUGGUUCAGGUCUCGUCGGCCCCCCGGACUGUCGAGGAGAUCUACAAAGACUACAGCGGCCGCCGUGCUGCCAUCGUCCGCGCCCUCACCACUGAUGUCGAUGAGUUCUAUGCGAUGUGCGAUCCGGAGAAGGAGAACUUGUGCUUGUAUGGGCAUCCUGGAGGGAUGUGGGAGGUGACGUUGCCGGCGGAGGAGGUGCCGCCGGAGCUGCCGGAGCCGGCGCUCGGGAUCAACUUCGCGAGGGACGGGAUGAACCGGAAGGAUUGGCUCUCGCUGGUGGCGGUGCACAGCGACUCGUGGCUCCUCUCUGUCGCCUUCUUCUUCGGAGCCCGCUUCAAUGGCAACGAGAGAAAACGUCUAUUCACCAUGAUAAAUGAGCUGCCUACUGUGUUUGAAGUGGUGACUGAUAGGAAGCCGACAAAAGACAAGUCUGGUGUAGAUAGCGGAAGUAAAUCUAGACACUCAACCAAGCGAUCAAGUGAUGGGCAGUCGAAAAACAAUUCAAAAACAGUUGACGAGGGGUAUGGUGAUGAGGAUGAUGAACACAGUGAAACCCUCUGUGGAAUUUGUGGUAGCAACUACAGUUCAAAUGAGUUCUGGAUUGCAUGUGAUGUAUGUGAGAGGUGGUUCCAUGGGAAGUGUGUGAAGAUAACACCUGCUAAAGCGGAGAACAUAAAGCAAUACAAAUGCCCCAGUUGCAGUUCCAAGAGAGGAAGGCAGUAACUGCUUAUCUUGUCGUUCUAUACUGACUUAUUAAGCUGCUGAGAUCAGGUUCUGAUCGAAGGUAGUAUGUUAGGGGGUAAGGGUUGCUUGUCAUUAUAAUGUUAUAGUGGUUAUGCUGCAUCAUGAUAUAAGCUAUAGCAACAUAGGACCAUUCUAGAAAAGGAUCUCUCUUUCAAUUUCGAGGUGCUUGUCUUUGGACAUUAGAAUAAAAUGCAUGGUUAAAUACUGUCUUUGUAUGUAAGUCAGUCCUCAAGUACUUGAUUGCUUCAAAAGUCCUCGUUCUCUUAAUGGAUGUUGUGUUCUGUAGAUAU